Molecule: messenger RNA, 1020 nt
Organism: Geodia barretti
Lineage: Eukaryota; Metazoa; Porifera; Demospongiae; Tetractinellida; Geodiidae
Source: the annotation of a GenBank genome assembly
AUGGGAAAACCGCCAUUAACACGCCUCAAGUCUCCGCCGGCGAUAUCGGAGUUGUUCUCUAAACUGACGCUUGCGCAAACGAACGACACAUUUUGCGAAGUGGGCAGUUCAUUCCAACUUCCCGGAGCCGAAUUCCCUAAGUCUGUUAUCUCAUUUGCCAUCAAGCCUGCGCGGGAAGGAGAUGACGAGAAACUGAGUUCGACCCUCUCCCGGAUGAUGGAAGAAGACCCAUCAUUCCAGAUUGAACGGAAUGGCACAACGAAACAGUUGCUGGUCUCCGGGCUUGGCGAGAUACAUCUCACCGUCAUACGCAACCGAAUGCGCGACAAGUUUGGCAUCGAAACUGAGGUCGAAAUGCCAAAAGUCUCCUAUCAGGAGACUAUCCGUGGCAGGGCGAGUGGUAUCCAAGGUCGGUAUAAACGUCAAUCUGGUGGACGCGGGCAGUUUGGUGAGGUUUGGAUAAAUCUUUCCCCGCUCGAACGCAGUGCCGGCUUUGAGUUUGUCAACAAGGUUGUGGGCGGUUCGAUCCCGCGUAAUUAUAUCCCCGCGGUUGAAAAAGGCAUCCGUGAGUCAAUGGCUCAAGGUUUGAUUGCCGGGUAUCCCUUCGUUGACGCUCAAGUGGAGCUUUACGAUGGUAAGCAUCACCCCGUUGAUUCCUCUGAUAUGGCUUUUCAGAUUGCCGGUUCUUUUGCGUUUCGAGAGGCGGUAAACGAAUCUAGGCCCGUGCUGCUUGAGCCGAUCAUGAAUGUCACAAUUUCCGUUCCUGAACAGUUCAUGGGGGAUAUUAUCGGCGACCUCAAUAGCAAACGUGGCAGAAUCAUGGGGGUUGAGCAGGCAGGCAAACGUCAGGUGAUCCAAGCGACCGUGCCCUUGGCAGAGAUGUUCCGAUAUUCGAUAGACCUUAAAUCGAUCACGAGUGCGCGGGGCAGUUUCACGAUGGAGUUCGCACGUUACGAGGAAAUGCCUGAUGAACUCGCCCAAAAAGUGAUUGCUGAAGCAAAAUCGGAAGCGGAAGAGUAA